Messenger RNA from Nerophis lumbriciformis (worm pipefish), 627 nucleotides. NCBI's taxonomy places the organism in Eukaryota, Metazoa, Chordata, Actinopteri, Syngnathiformes, Syngnathidae. The record is from RefSeq and is a predicted model, not a curated record.
AUGACUCUUGAAGCAAAAGAGAGGACAAAUGUGCGUCUAGUGUUUCUAGGUGCUGCAGGUGUGGGGAAGACAGCCCUCAUCCAGCGCUUCUUAGAGGACACCUUUGAGCCAAAGCACCAUCGCACAGUAGAAGAACUCCACAGAAAGGAGUUGGAGGUUGGAGGUAUCAAAUUAAACAUCAACAUCAUGGACACCAGUGGCAGCUACUCUUUCCCAGCAAUGAGAAGGCUCUCCAUUCAAAACAGUGAUGCCUUUGCACUGGUCUACGCAGUGAAUGACCCAGCAUCCCUGGAGGCAGUUAAGCAUCUGCGGGAUGAGAUUCUGGAGGUCAAGGAGGACAAGUACACACCCAUUGUUGUGAUAGCUAAUAAGAUUGACUGUCACCGUGAGCGUCAAGUGUUAAGUGAGGACGUUCUCUCAACAGUGGAGCUGGAGUGGAAUAACAGCUUUGUGGAGGCAUCUGCUAAAGACAACAUUAAUGUGCUACAGGCGUUCCGGGAACUCUUACAACAAGCCAAUAUGCCCGGUUGGUUUAGCCCAGCACUGUUCCACAAGCAGGAAAAAACUCCCAAGGUUAAAAGCAAGAUAUCUCCAAUGAACAUGACUAACAGUUGCCUUCUCUCUUAA